This is a messenger RNA of Ochlerotatus camptorhynchus, 1698 nucleotides long. RefSeq lists its product as uncharacterized. Lineage: Eukaryota; Metazoa; Arthropoda; Insecta; Diptera; Culicidae. The coding region runs from base 455 to 1405 and encodes 316 amino acids. The transcript has 5 exons. The record is from RefSeq and is a predicted model, not a curated record.
GGUGUGUUGGUCCCGGUCGGUGGAAUUGAUAUCGUCUUUGUUCGCCCGCUGUCUUCGUCUUGGUCGUCGUCGUCGUCGUCGUCGUUGUCGGUUGGGUUGGUGUCUUUGAGUUGAGAGAUGACGGUGAGGUGGGUUGAAUGAAGGAAAAGUACCACGCCCCAAGUGGAAGGAAGAAGUCCCUUAUUUUUGCGGAAUUUUCAACCGAGAAAAUCAUGAAUGUCCUGAAAAAUGAACGUGAAUGGAGAUGCUCACAGCUGUGAGUGAGUAGUAACAGCUGUCACUAGCAGGUGACGGAACCUUUUCCUGGUGGAUAGGGGGGAAUGGGGUUACUCGGAAAGGGGUGCCGCUGUGAAUAUUGUACAUUUGCCUGUGAUAAGUAACUAACCAGUUAUGCUACUGUAGGAAGAAGGUGCUAUACAAGUUGAAGUGAGCAGGAAGAAAUAGUAAACGAGCCAUGAUCCUGAAGGGUGGUGGAGCGAAUCGACGCUGGUGCUUCGAUCCUUGGAUGCUAUUGUUGUGGAUUGUUGCGCUCGCAGUGGAAGAAUGCCGGCAGGUGGGUGCCCUGCGAUUGACCGACAUCACCGUGCCGGAAGUUGCGGACUAUCGGGCGACGGUUUCACUGUCCUGUUCCUACGAUCUGGGGUCGCAGAAGCUCAACUCAGUCAAGUGGUACAAAGGAAACCGGGAGUUUUUCAGGUACGUCCCGCUGCUGAACCCCCAGAUGAAGACCUUCCCGGUCGACGGGGUGGUGCUGACCAAUGAUAACCUGUGCAACCAGUUCGUGUGUCAGAUACGGCUGACCAAUCUGGAGCGCCGUUCCGUUGGUGAGUAUCGGUGUGAAAUUUCCGGCGAUGCACCGCAGUUCGCCCUGGCCAACGGCAGCCGAAACAUGACCGUCGAAGUGCUGCCCCAGCACGAUCCAAUCAUUAGUGGUCUCGCGGCAACCUACUAUCCGGGGGAGGCGAUUGAGGCCAAUUGCACCUCGGACUUGUCCAGCCUCGGUACGAGCCUGUACUUUUUCGUGAACGAAAAAGCGAUUCCUAUCGAGUACCUUCAACCGCUGCAGGAGACCACUCUGGAGAGCGACAGUUUCCUAUUGCGGUAUCGAACGUUGGAGAUGCACCUUCCGGUGGAUAAACUUUUUCCCAAGGGGGUGGAUCAUGCGGCCUUGCACAUCAAAUGCAUAUCCGCCAUCGAUUCGUUGCGGACGGCCAGGCGCGAAACGACCACAGUUGUUGCCGUUCGGAGCCACCACUGGUCCUGGAUCAUCGCUAGCAUGAGCAACGCCGGUGCCGGCGGUGUCCACCGGAGCAGAUUUUUCCAGUGGAGUAACAUCGCUCCGCUCCUACUGUUGCCGCUAAUCGCCAAUUUGCUCAAUUUAGCUCUCAACUCAUCACUACCAUGAUGUUCGUCGUCGUCGUCGUCAUCACCGUCGUCUUUCGGUGGAACUUAGUCUUCUGGAAACAUUCUAAUCGAAGGAAUCAUCACCGGAAAAACACGUGCACGCAUCCCAGUUCGGCUCCAAUGUUUGGUGCGGAGAGGCGGAGAAUUCAAUCGCACCCCAUCGCGUAAUCAAAAAGCUCAAGCCUAAUUCAAUUGAACCGGCUGGAAAAGUUUACCCACAUACAACUCACUAGCACUGUCACACACACACACGCAGACACACUUACACGCACACAUGGAUUCCUUCAAACACUC